Messenger RNA from Periconia digitata, 1989 nucleotides. The record is from the annotation of a GenBank genome assembly. Lineage: Eukaryota; Fungi; Ascomycota; Dothideomycetes; Pleosporales; Periconiaceae.
CAACUACGCCGCAAAACUGCUGAAACGAAGGCGGCACACUGUACGCAAGACGGGGCGGGGAAACACCGAGAGAUAUCUCUGUCGUGAUAUUAAAGUGAGUUCUUACCUGUGCAAAUGGGCAGUAUACAAAGAGACCCAUCACUUUACAUGGCAAGAAAUGGCUUCGCAAAACAGAAAAAUCCUUCCAGCGAGGGGAAAAAUUGCUUCACGUAGCUCACCUCUCAGUCAACCAUCUGAUAUAAGGUCUGAUGGUCAAUCCACUUCACUUUUUGGCUUUGAGAAUGCAUGCUUUGGGCCGAGUCAGAAAUCACCUUCCCCAUCGGUAUUGCCACAAACCUCGCAGCGCUCUGGGAUAUCACCUAAGGUGUACAAUGAAUACAGCUCCCCUUCAAUGCCGCCUGCAAACACUGGAUAUCUAGAGAGCUCUCGUUCUUCAGCCUAUCCCAACCGAUCUCAUCUCGAAACAAGAUUUGGACAAAGACUAUCACCAUUUUCUACGUCCAGAGCUGACAGCGACUCUGAAGAACCUAUUCCAUCCAUUGAGAAGGACACACCAGCACCGGCCAAUGGGCAACUUGCACGGAUUGAGAGUCCUGAAUCAUCACGUGGAAGUCUUGAGAGCGAGGAACUGAACCACAGUUUUCGGAAUUGUGAGAUUGGAACGCCUGGGGGUCUAUCUACACCUCUCCCAGAGUAUAGAACACCAACCCCUUCUAUCAGCGUUGAACCAGCUACUCUUUCAGAGAAAUCCGGUCAUUUGUACUCUGCAGGGUCUAUACAUCUUCCUGGAGUGUUCGGUGAUCUUCGGAUAGGAAGUUCACCACCAGAGCCUUCGAGCCCAUUCGCAGCGAGCCGAGGCCGGUGCAUAUCCCCUUCAGUUCACUCCCGGUCGAAUUCAAAUCAAAAUAGGCCAGUCUAUCGGGUUGAAGAUGAAGAACCACCAGAAGCCAUGUUUUACACUGGUAAGGUACAAGACGCUUUACAGACUGGGAAGACUAUCAUGUCUAAGAUGAUGGAUCUCCUUUCCAAUCACGAUUCAGGUAGAGAGGCCAAACCUGCUGUUCAGAACCUUUUUCAACAAGCUUCUGAGCUGGGCAAAUUUGAGCUCCAUUCAUCGCGUACUGUUGGACUUAUUGGAGAUAUAGGUGUUGGAAAGAGCAGUACAAUCAACUCCUUGCUCGAUCUUGGAAGCCUUGCUAGAGAAGGUUCUAACGGGGGGGCAUGCACUUCCGUUGCUACCGAAUACCAUUAUCACGCCAGAGAUGAUUUUGUCGUUGAAGUAAACUACUUUGACGAAGAAGAACUUCGACUGCAAUACGAAGAAAUGCUGCGAGUAUACAGAAAUCAUACAUUUUCACAGUACCAGGAUGACAAGAUCACACGAGAUGAUGAUAACAGCAAAGAAGGCAGUGCAACUAUCGCGAUCACAAUCUUGAAGGAAAGCUUUGGCGAGAAGCUCAACAGCACGCCCUCAAUUCUUUCUGAACUUGAUUUUUUUGAUGCCAUCAACGAGCUCGUAUGCUGGGCUUCGCUGCUGCUUAAAUCGCAUUCUAAUAGCAAGCGAAUGUCAUUCGUCAGAGUAGAAGAUUGCUCGGCUAAAUUAGUUGAGCUUACUUCUCCAAGGUCAACAUUUUCACAAGCUCACAUGAGCGUUCCAGCAUGCCCGUGGCCGUUUAUAAAGAAUUUGAAGGUUUAUUCGAAGAGCUACAUUCUCAGCCAAGGACUGAUCCUUGUGGAUCUCCCAGGACUUCGCGAUUCAAAUUUGGCACGGCAAAACGUCACUGAGCGUUACAUCAGAAAUUGUGAUCACAUUCUUGUUGUUGCUGAUAUCGGGAGAGCAGUCGCCCACCAGAGUGUGAAAGAGAUCUUUGAAACGGCUGAACGGGGCAAAUUGCACAACAUUAGUGUAGUUUGCACAAAGUCUGAAUUGAGUAAUACCUGUUGCUUUUCAAUGGAAUUUUGCUAAUAGUACACAGUCUGUCAAGGCUC